Carica papaya (papaya) is the source of this 2138-nucleotide messenger RNA. Its product is annotated as CD2-binding protein-like protein. Lineage: Eukaryota; Viridiplantae; Streptophyta; Magnoliopsida; Brassicales; Caricaceae. The record is from RefSeq and is a predicted model, not a curated record. Gene Ontology annotation, cellular component: U5 snRNP.
GAGGAGCUGUUCUGCUCCCCUCGCCGGUUCAUACGAGAAAAAUCGAGCCUCCGUAUUCUCUAAUUCUUAUCUGCUUGGUUUUUCAAUCUUCCAGGUCCCUCGUCUCGUCUGUUUCUUUAGGGCUUCUUUGAUGGGAUCAAAUUAGAGGAAAAAAAGAGAGAGUUUAGAGUUCUUUUAGCAGGAAUUUCUAGGGUGUAGACUGCGAAAACCUUUCCAUUUGUUAAAGUUACUUUACUUCGAGUUCAAUGGGGGAGAAAUUGCGCUCUAAUCUUAAGCGGCCAUUCUUGGAAGACGAUGACUCCAAUAAACCUCCUGCACAGAAGAAAGUUCGAUUUCCCAAGGGUAAAAAGGUGAAGGCAGAAAAUGUAGUGGUGGGCAAGGGAAAUACUGAAGAUGACCCAGCAGACUUGAAGGAUCCACGUCUUGCUGCCAAAGAGCGUGCAAAGCGCCGGAGUCAGAUGACUACUGAACUUUUCUGUGAAGAAAGUAAAGGCCUCAAUGAUGUCUCAGCUGCUGAAGUGACUUAUGAGGAUAAUGAGAAUUUGAUUGAAGAUGGGAUAAACAUAGAACCAUUCAACCUAAACAAAGAGAGGGAAGAAGGGUACUUUGACGCAGAGGGGAAUUUCAUUGAAUAUGUCAAUGAAAAUGAAAUUAAAGAUGCAUGGCUUGAUAGUAUUGAAGCAAAUCCAAAAUAUUCUCGAGUGGCCUCAGCAACAAAUGAUAUUGAGAAUGAAGAUGACGAAGAAGAUAACAAUGAAGAUGCAGGUCAUGAUCUUUCCUCAGAAGACAUUGGAAUGAUAAAAAGGCGCAUUGCUAAUGUCCUUGAGCCAGGAGAAACGGUUUUACACGCCUUGAGAAGGUUGAAAGGGACUUCAAAUAACAAGAAGGAAAAGAUGUCAUCCGAGAUGAAGCAUGUUUUUGAUCAGCUUACUGAGGAUGCUGACAAGUUGAUUCAGAAUGGUGAAUAUAAUGUUUAUCAUGAGAAACAGGAGGUUUUUGAGCGGGAGGCAGAAGGAUAUGAGAUGCUAACUAGAGCAAAGGAAAAUGGAGGAUCUGAUGCGGGCAAGAAUUUGCUCCCUGAUGUAAAUGACACUGGAGUAGGCUCUUCAAUAUUGUCCAAUUCUGCUGCUGGUACUUCAAAGCUGGAUGUAACGGCUGCAGAUAUUGGAAGCAGUGGCGAUGAUGCUUAUGAUAUGUUUGCGGAUGAAGAUGAAUACAAUACUGACAAAUCAUCAAAUAAUAGGACUAAUUUAUCUUCUGGCCCCAAUUCAGAUGCAGUCAAUCAGUCUUCAUCGAAUUCUUUAAACAUGGAUUCAGAAAGUGGAGCCUUACAAACCUCCAUGAAUGAUGGAUCUUCUGAUUAUAUUUAUGACGAAUCUUCUGGGUACUAUUACAGCAGCAGUUUGGGUUACUACUAUGACCCAUCCACUGGAUUAUAUUACUCUGCAGCAUUGGGCCAAUGGUAUUCAUUUAACGAGGAGACUGGCCAGUAUGAGAAAUUUGAGGCGCAUCAUCCAGCAUAAAUGACGAUUGAAGUUUUGUGGUUUUUUACAAUGUAUAGAGCAAAUUGUUGUGCAGCAGUUCAAGAGAUUUGAUGGUUGGUAUAAUGUAGGCUGUAGGCACAGGAUUUUUCAAAGAGAAGUUUGAAAAAUUUACACUUGCGUGGAGUUUUCUUGCUGAGGAAAGGCUAUAACUUCAGCUAUGUAUUGCGUGAUGACCCAGAACCAAAACAAUUAAUUCUAGUUUUAAAGAAUGAAAUAUGAGGUGGCUGGAGCUUAUUUAUCAAGGUUACAGAGACAGACAGAACCCAUAAUUGUGAUAUCACCUUUACCAUUGUUUUUGAGAUAGAGACAGGCAAGCUAGAUGAAUGCUUGUUAGAACCAUUCAUCCACCACCAGGCAGCAUAGUUCUGGAUGCAUUAUUGUGAAGGAAAUGGUCUCUCCCUUCGCAGUUUGGUGUAGCGAAUGAAGGGACAAUGGAAAGUUGCGGUUGGAAAUACAUAUGGGAAACGAAGAAGAAAUUUCGUAUGGGAAAAGAAGAAGAAGCCGAGUGUCCAAUCAAGCGAAAGUUCUUCGUCAGCUUACCUUCCAAAAUUGCCUCCUAACUAAUAAAAGUAGGAUGUAGCAUGUGGUAACAAA